ACGUAAGCCCAGCCCAUGAAACCCUCACGGGCCAGAUCCGGUAAUUAUGGUUCCACUUGACCGUCCUCUCGAUCCCGGCAUCGCCAUUCGCCUCUGUCUCCGGUCACCAACCGACGAGAUGGCCGAGAUUGAGAUAAAGACAGCUCCUGCUGACUUCCGCUUCCCUACAACGAACCAAACUAGGCAUUGUUUUACACGCUAUGUUGAGUACCACAGAUGUGUGAAUGCCAAAGGGGAGGCUGCUUCUGAUUGUGAGAAAUUUGCCAAGUACUACCGCUCUCUUUGCCCAGGAGAAUGGGUUGAAAAGUGGAACGAGCAGAGGGAGAAUGGAACAUUUGCAGGGCCCCUCUAAAUCUUCUGUUCGAGAGUCACCUUGGUCCAGCCUACAGCUUUCAUCAGCUGUGCUGUUCUCUUCUGAUUUGAAUAUAUGCUAUUCUCUUCUUUCCCCCAAGCAGUCGCUGCAAAACAGCUGGUGAUGCUGUGCUUUGUGUUGUACUCAUAAUUUUAAGCAUUGUUACUCGUAAUAUCAUGUUUUUUCAGACCUUAUAAUUUGAGGAUUAUAUGUUCAUAUCC
Molecule: messenger RNA, 573 nt
Organism: Phragmites australis (common reed)
Lineage: Eukaryota; Viridiplantae; Streptophyta; Magnoliopsida; Poales; Poaceae
Product: cytochrome c oxidase subunit 6b-2-like
Exons: 4
Coding region: 47-352 (101 amino acids)
Cellular component (GO): mitochondrion; respiratory chain complex IV
Source: RefSeq, a predicted model, not a curated record